AUGGCCGCCUUCCAAGAAGACGCCAACUAUAAUCAUACAAAACAGAGACAUUGUAUACACAGCUCCAUGGCGCUGCCAGACUCUGUUAUAUGCAUCAGUGAAGACUGUGAAACAGUUUCUCGUGUAGAGUCACUACUCAUAACAAAGCAGGGUUACACUGCAACAGCAGAGAAGCUCUUGGGUGAUGAUCUCGAUAACCUGGAUGUGGAUGACAUUCUCAACAAUGACCGUCUCCUGAAAUCCUACAUCCAGUGCAUGCUCGAUGCAGACGACGGAAAGUGCACUGCCGAGGGCAAGGAGAUUAAAAGUAGGCUGCCAAAAUUCGUGGCGACGGGAUGCAACGACUGCACGCCUAGCCAGCUGGAGAAGACUCUCAAGACCUUGAAGCACAUCACAGAGAAGUACCCUGCAGAGUGGGCCAAACUGACGGCCAAGUUUUUCGACCCUACGUGCGAGUGCACCAAGGACUUCGCUGAGACCUGGAAGCAGCGCGGGGUCAAUUUCUGA
Messenger RNA from Schistocerca cancellata (South American locust), 507 nucleotides. RefSeq names its product ejaculatory bulb-specific protein 3-like. The record is from RefSeq and is a predicted model, not a curated record. The coding region runs from base 1 to 507 and encodes 168 amino acids. NCBI's taxonomy places the organism in Eukaryota, Metazoa, Arthropoda, Insecta, Orthoptera, Acrididae. The transcript has 4 exons.